CUAUAACGAUGCCACACUGCGGACCGCGCCCCAAAAAAACCGUGAAUGCAUUCUUAAUGUGGAUAAAUUCCGCCGGGCGCAAUUACAUAAGAGCGAUGCAUCCCGGGAUCAGUCCCCAGGAAGUGUUAUUGAAGGGCAGUGUGAUGUGGGAAGCCAUGGUCGAUGAGGAGAAGGUCGUGUGGCAGUAGGCGGCACGCACGGCAAUGGCCGAUUACAAGAAGAAAUUGGAGAAGUGGAAUACACACAAAGAGCAGUCGGAGAAAACUACCCAAACGGAUGAGACGGUGGAUCGAUCUGCAUGAAGUGCGUUUAAACGUAAACGUUUUGUUGGUUCAUGCAGCCGCCAAAACUGUGCAGUAGACUGCGAGUGAAGAACUAUCGUUACUCGAUUGUGCACAAUCGCCUAGACCCGGACGAACAUCGCGACCAUAACGAGCCCAGUUCCUCCAUUACCGCCGCCCCGGAACAUAACCGGCUGCAGGAGAGGAUCUCGAGUGGAACCAGUGCUGCCAUGGAUGACAACCAGGGGCGCGAUGAAGAACUCACACCAAAAAGCACCCAACCACUAAAGAGGGUAAAUGCUGAGCCGCAAGGGCAAACUAAUUGAUGGAGGAAAAUUUCAAAUGUAAACCUUUAAUAAAUUGAACUAAAAUCAAAUAAAACCAACUUAAGGGAAUAUAA
Drosophila mauritiana is the source of this 681-nucleotide messenger RNA. RefSeq lists its product as uncharacterized. Lineage: Eukaryota; Metazoa; Arthropoda; Insecta; Diptera; Drosophilidae. The coding region runs from base 335 to 607 and encodes 90 amino acids. The record is from RefSeq and is a predicted model, not a curated record. The transcript has 2 exons.